GAGAUUUCACGAUCAAGCUCUACUGCUCUAGUCUAGUGCGAUCACAUACUUCCGAUCCGUGAAGCAAUUUCUCCAGGCAAGGAAUAUUAAAGGAGGUUCAAAUUACAAUAAAUGUCAUUGUUGAACAAUGAAUCAGACUCUAGCACCGGAACAUCAAGCACAGAAUCCCUCUCACUUGUUAAAAAGCUACUCGAUGAGCCAUUGACAGAAGAUUCCUCUUGUGAUGAAUCAAAUAGCAAUUUAAUUGAAGCGUGUGCAAUUCAUGUUCCUGUGGUAAUUUCGACAUUGUCAGUGGAAAGAAAGCUUCCACAUGGCGGUUCAAAAUUCGGUAGAGUGUAUAUUCGACGUGAUAGAAAAAAGCGCCAUGAUAUAAUAUUUAGUGAUUAUUUCAAAGGUGAGCAGUCAAAGUAUACACCAGAUACAUUUCGGCGUCGGUUUCGAAUGGAUAUUAAUCUAUUCAAACGAAUUUUGCAAGCUGUUGAAGGUUAUGGAAAUUAUUUCACCCAAAAGGUGGAUGCAGCUGGAAAUAUGGGGUUGAGUCCUUUACAAAAAGUGGUAGCGGCCGUACGCAUGCUUGCAUAUGGAUGUUCAGCCGAUUCUCUUGAUGAAUACCUGCAAAUUGGAGAGAGCACUGCAAUCGAAAGUUUAAAGAAAUUUUGUGAUGCUAUAAUAGGAUUAUUUGAAGAACAAUAUUUAAGGAGACCAAAUAAAUCAGAUAUUAGCCUUUUAUUAGCAGAGGGAGAAUCUCGUGGAUUUCCAGGUAUGCUUGGUAGUUUAGAUUGCAUGCAUUGGCAUUGGGAAAAUUGCCCGACUGCAUGGCAUGGAACACAUACUAAUGGGUUUAAAAAAGUUCCAACUCUUAUUCUUGAGAUUGUAGCCGGACAUAAUUUAUGGAUUUGGCAUGCAUUCUUUGGCAUGGCGGGUACUAAUAAUGAUGUCAAUGUCCUUGAUAGAUCUCCCUUGUUUGACGAUAUUGUUAAUGAUGUUGCCCCGGCAUGUGAGUUCAUAGUAAAUGGUCAUCAAUAUAAUAUGGGGUAUUACUUAUCUGAUGGUAUUUAUCCCCAAUAUGCUACUUUAGUUCAAACAAUCUCACAACCAUGUUCUAUGAAGGAAAAGUUAUUUGCAAAACGGCAAGAAUCAGUACGAAAAGAUGUCGAACGAGCAUUUGGAGUGUUACAAAGUCGGUGGCGUAUAGUUAAAGGACCGGCACGUAUGUGGAGCGCAACAGAUUUGGGUAAAAUAAUGAAGACAUGCAUCAUUUUGCAUAAUAUGAUUAUUGAGGAUGAAAGUGGUCAUGGAAUCAACCCUGAAAAUUGGCAACCAGAGAAAGAGGAAGUUCUUCAAAAUGUUACUUUGGAGCAUGAUUUUACUUUUCUAAUGUCGAUGAUGAAUAUUCGAAUGAAAAAAGUACAAAGCAAAUCGACACAUAUAGACUUGAAGCGUGAUCUCAUCAACCAUUUGUGGGAACUAUAUGGCAGCAACCAAGUUGAUUGAUGAUCAGUCUUAUAUUUGAAUGUUUUGAUUAUUCAUUUCGUACUGCAUGGUUUUUAGUUUUUAGUUUUUUUAUUCUAUUAGAUGUUUUAAUUCAUACUCUGUUUAUGAUAAAAUGUGAAACAAUGGACAGAUUUUUUUAUAUAGUGAGCGUGCUUUAGUUAUAUACUUGGUUUGCUUCCUU
Messenger RNA from Cuscuta epithymum, 1675 nucleotides. NCBI's taxonomy places the organism in Eukaryota, Viridiplantae, Streptophyta, Magnoliopsida, Solanales, Convolvulaceae. The record is from the annotation of a GenBank genome assembly.